AUGGCCACAAUUAAUAAAACGCACCUGUUGAAAACUCUGGAGCAGCUUGGGGAAAAGGAGCUGAAGACGUUUAAAUGGUACCUGCAGGAUAAAGUUCUGGAUGGGUUUGAGAGCCCAAAGAGCAGGUUGGAGGGACCUGCCAGAACAGACACAGUGGAUAGGAUGGAGGAGACAUACACACUGGAAGGAGCUCUGAAGAUCACUGUGGAGAUCCUGAGAAAGAUGGAUCAGAAUAAUCUUGCUGAGCGGCUGAUGGGUGUCAGUGGUGCUGAGGAGGCUGGUGGGAACAGUUUAACUUCCUGUCUUCCUCAGGAAGUCCAGGGUUCCUCCAACACGACUGAGACUGGAGGCCAUGCUGCUGCUCCUGGUGGAAACCCCUCAGAGCCUCAUGCAGCUACUCAUCUGUCCUCCAAUAAAGCUCAGGAUGGCAGCAUCGUCGUGGCUCCAGUGUUAAACGCAGAUGUUGGAGGCAAUGUAACCUACAAUAUAACCACCAUUAAUAACAUGAACACUGUGGACCAUCAGAAAAAAGAGGAAGCAUCCCUGAUCCCACAGCAAAGCACCUCCUCACCAACACAACUCUAUGAAGACAAAGAGCGAGAGACAAACAGGAGUGGUGAAGAAAAUGGUGUUCUUGAAUUAAUCGAUCAUUUCAAACUGAAACUGAAAGAGAAGUUUCAAGAAGUUUUUGAGGGCAUAGCUAAAAAAGGAAACGCAACUCUUCUCAAUGAGAUCUACACAGAUCUCUACAUUACAGAGGGUGAGAGUGGAGAGGUCAAUAAAGAACAUGAGGUGAGACAGAUUGAGACAGCAUCCAGGAAAUCAGCAAAAACAGAAACUGCCAUCACAUGCAACAACAUCUUUAAACCCUCAGCUGGACGAAACACACGUAUCAGAAUUGUUCUGACAAAAGGAGUUGCUGGCAUCGGAAAAACUGUCUCUGUGCAGAAGUUCAUCACAGAUUGGGCUGAGGGACUAGCCAAUCAGGAAAUCCAGUUCAUCUUUCCUCUCCCGUUUCGAGAGCUGAAUUUGUUGGAUGGAGAAGAGUUCAGUCUGAUGAAACUUGUCCAUCACUUCUUCUCGGAAACCAGACAAUCAGGAAUCUCCAACUACGACAAGUACAAAGUUCUGUUUGUCUUUGACGGUCUGGAUGAGUGCCGACUGCCCUUAGCCUUCAAAAAGAACAAGAGCUGGUGUGAUGUCACAGAGUCCACCUCAGUGGAUGUGCUGCUGACCAACCUGAUCAGAGGAAAGCUUCUUCCCUCUGCUCUCAUCUGGAUCACCACUCGACCAGCAGCAGCCAAUCAGAUCCCUUCUGAGUGUGUUGACCUGGUUACAGAGGUACGAGGGUUCAAUGACCCACAGAAGGAUGAGUACAUCAUGAAGAGAUGCAGUGAUGAGAUCCUGGCCAGGAGAAUCAUCUCACACAUCAAGACAUCAAGGACUCUCUACAUCAUGUGCCACAUACCAGUCUUCUCUUGGAUUACUGUUACAGUCCUUGAACACAUGCUGAGAACAGAGAAGAAAGAGAAGUUGCCCAAGACCCUGACUGAGAUGUACACACAGUUUCUGGUGUUGCAGACCAUACAAAAGAAAGUGAAGUAUCAUGGGAAAACUGAGACAGAUUCAUACUGGGAUGAAGACAGCAUUCAGAGUAUUCAGUCACUGGGAAAACUGGCCUUCCACCAGCUGAUCAAAGGCAACCUGAUUUUCUAUGAGAAAGACCUGACAGAGUGUGGAAUUGAUGUCUGUGAUGCCUCAGUGUACUCAGGAGUGUUCACACAGAUCUUCAGAGAGGAUCGUAAAGCCUUUCAGAAGAAGGUGUUCUGCUUUGUCCAUCUGAGCUUUCAGGAGUUUCUGGCUGCUGUGUUUGUGUUUCUCUCAUUCAUCAACAACAAUGAGAAUCUGAUGUCAAAGAAUCCAUUAGCUUCCAGUUUCAACAAACUGUUGGCUUGUUUCACAGUGAAACCAGAAGUCCGAUUCUACAAGAGUGCUGUGGACAAGGCCUUGCAGAGUAAGAAUGGACAACUGGACCUUUUCCUCCGCUUCCUCCUGGGCCUCUCAAUGGAGUCCAACCAGACUGACUUACAAGGCCUACUGACUCAGACAAGAAGCAACACACAGAGCCAUGAGGAAACAGUCAAGUACAUCAAGGAGAAGAUCAGAAAGAAUCCAUCUCCAGAGAGAUGCAUGAAUCUGUUCCACUGUCUGAAUGAACUGAAUGACCAUUCUCUGGUGGAGGAGAUCCAACACUACCUGAGCUCAGGAAGUCUCUCCAGUGAGAAGAAGCUCUCAUCUACACAGUGGUCAGCUCUGGUCUUUGUGUUGCUGACUUCAGAAGAGGAGAUGGACGUGUUUGACCUGAAGAAAUACUCCAGAUCAGAGGAAGGUCUUCUGAGGCUGCUGCCAGUGGUCAAAAACUCCAAAGCUGCUCAGCUGUCAGGCUGUCACAUCACAGAGGAAGGAUGUGCUUCUCUGAGCUCAGCUCUGAAGUCAACCUCCUUCCUGAGACAACUGGAUCUAAAUAACAAUGAUCUGAAGGAUGCCGGCAUGAAGCUGCUCUCUGCUGGACUGGGGAAUCCACUCUGCAAGCUGGAGACA
Molecule: messenger RNA, 2601 nt
Organism: Osmerus eperlanus (European smelt)
Lineage: Eukaryota; Metazoa; Chordata; Actinopteri; Osmeriformes; Osmeridae
Product: protein NLRC3-like
Exons: 7
Biological process (GO): intracellular signal transduction
Source: RefSeq, a predicted model, not a curated record